This is a messenger RNA of Benincasa hispida (wax gourd), 717 nucleotides long. RefSeq names its product thioredoxin H-type 1 (gene TRX1). The record is from RefSeq and is a predicted model, not a curated record. Lineage: Eukaryota; Viridiplantae; Streptophyta; Magnoliopsida; Cucurbitales; Cucurbitaceae.
AAAUUCUGGGCGUAUUGAAAAUCUGUUGAGCGUGUCGGUUUUAUCAGAGAAUCGUAAAAGAGAGUAGAGACGGAAACGAGAAAUGGCGGCAGCAGCAGCUGAAGGACGAGUCAUCCGCUGUACCACCAUUGAUUCAUGGAACCACCAAAUUCAGAAGGGCAAUGCCUCUCAAGAACUGAUAGUUGUGGAUUUCACUGCAUCAUGGUGCGGUCCAUGUCGAUUUAUUGCACCGUUUGUAGACGAACUUGCUCAGAAAUUUCCUAGUGUCACAUUUCUCAAGGUUGAUGUGGAUGAUCUGGAGUCGGUGGCAAAAGACUGGGGGGUGGAGGCAAUGCCUACUUUUAUGUUCCUGAAAGAGGGAAGCAUUGUGGACAGGGUGGUUGGAGCUAAGAAGGAAGAACUGCACCAGAGAAUAUUGAAGCACAUGGCUGCUACUGCUUCUGCCUGAUAUUCCCACCAACGAUAAACAACUUUAUUACACUAUGAACUCGCUAUCAUUUUCUAUACUUGAUUAUCAAUUUCUAUCCGCUCGCUUUGUUGUUAGAACAUGGUAUAUUCUCCCUUUUGAAGUGGUUUAUAUUGUUUGUCUUUUCUUCUUUCUUUAAGUUGUAAAAACAAUAUUAUUGUUGCAUUAGUAUAAUUGGGACUUGGGAAUCUGAUAUUCAAUUUUCUCCAUAAGGAAAAGAAAUCGAUUCUUUAGGAGGAAGAUUUGCUUAA